AUGUUCUGCACCCUACUUAACCCAUCAAUUCGUAUUUUCAUCCACUGCUGCGCCACUUCUCCCUCAUACCCUCCCUUCCCCCACCCCCCCCCUCCCCCCCUCCCCCCCUCCCCUUCCUUUACCCAAACUCCCAACACCCCCUCCCCCCCUCUCCCCUCCCAUUCCUUCACCCAAACUCCUAACAACCCCUUCCCCCUCCCCCCUUCCCCCUUUCCCCUGCCCUCCCCCUCUCCCCCUCCCUCGGCCUCGUUCUCUCUCCCUCUCUCUCCGUCGCCCUCUCUCCCCCUCUCCCUCUCUCCCCCUCGCCCUCUCUCCCUCUCUCUCCCUCGCCCACUCUCCCUCUCUCUCCCUCGCCCUCUCUCCCUCUCUCCCUCUCUCUCCCUCUCCCAUUCCACGCCCCCAUUCCUUAGCAUGGCCAUGGGAAGCUUCGUGGCAGAUGCAGGAGGAGGGGGGCCGGUGGUGCGGCUGGGAGGAGCCAGGGGGUUCGCCUUUGGGGGCUCGUCAGAGUCACACGAGCGCACGGUCAUGCGAGGGCGCAAUGAGAUUGCAGAAAUAGCAGAGCGCCUGGCAGUGCGACCUCGAGAGGACAUGAUUGGGUCGGCACACCGCCUGUACCAGCUGGCUCUGAAUCGCAACUUCACCCGAGGAAGGCGAGUGGCACAAGUAGCAGCUGCAUGCCUCUACCUCGCCUGCAGGCAGGAGAAGAAACCGUUCCUGCUCAUUGACUUUGCCGACUUGCUGCAGAUCAACGUGUAUGUACUGGGAGCGGUGUAUCUGCAGCUGCUGCUGGUGCUGCGGCUGGAGAACCACGAGCCGCUGCAGGCACCGCUGGACCCUUCCCUCUUCAUCCACCGAUUCGCCGAUCGCCUCAACUUUGGGCGCAAGAUGCAUGCAGUGGCCAACACGGCUCUGCGCCUCGUAGCCUCCAUGAAGCGAGACUGGAUCCAGACCGGUCGCAAGCCCAAUGGGGUGUGCGGGGCAGCGCUGCUGAUAGCAGCACACAUUCACGGCUUUGAGCGGUCGAAGUCGGAUGUGGUUAGUGGGGGUGGGUGGGUGGAUGAUGGUUGGGUGGAUGGUGGGUGGGUGGAUGGUGGGUGGGUGGAUGGUGGGUGGGUGGAUGGUGGGUGGGAGGAUGGUGGGUGGGAGGAUGGUGGGUGGGAGGAUGGUGGGUGGGUGGAUGGUGGGUGGGACCGUGGGAGGAUGGUGGGUGGGUGGAUGGUGGGUGGGUGGGAGGAUGGUGGGUGGGUGGCUGAUGGGUGGGUUAUUGAUGGGUGGGUGGAUGAUGGGUGGGUGGAUGGUGGGUGGGUUGGUGGAUGGUUAGGAGCGAGGGUGGCAGUGGUGCAUGUGUGCGAGCAGACCGUGCGGCACCGAUUGCAUGAGUUUGAAGGCACAGAGGCAGGCGGACUCACUCCGGAGGAAUUCGAGGAGAAGGGCAAGGAGUGGGACGAACUUCUCUUUUCCGCCCAGCCGCCUACCCCUGCUCUCGCCCCUCCUGCCUCUGCCCUCGCCCCUGCCGCUGCCGCCCUUGCUGCAAAGAGCAAACAUGGGAAGGGGGCAGCAGCAGGGGGAGGGGCGAGGGGAGGCGCAGGGGGGUAUGGGGAACCGGGUGGUGGGGAUGAUGGGGAGGGGGAGGUGGGGGAGGGGGGAGCGGGGGAGGUGGAGCAGGGGGAAGAGGAAGGGGUGGUGGUGGCGAAUGGGGGUGGGGGCGUGGGUGGGGGGGAAGUGGGGGAGGUGUAUUUGACGCAAUGUCAGCAUAAGGAUGCUGGGGCGGCUCAUUUUGCACAUGGGCUCUGCAGGCCUGCCAUCAUGAGGAGGCUGGGACAGCUCAUUUCACCCAUGGGCUCUGCAGGCCAUGCUAUGACAUGGUACGUGCUGUGGCAUGAAUGUGCUGCGUGUGAGCUGUGCUCUGAUAUGUACCCACCAAGUGUCAUGCCAUCACAUCGCAUCCUCCCAUCCUCCCUUUCCCCUUCCCCCCAGCUGGCACGGACAAGCGGAGGUUUGGUAGGGGGGGCCAACCCGCCUGCAUGGGGGCGGGGGGAGAGGGAGCAGCGCAAAGCAGAGCUGAGGAGGCGGAGGAGCCGCCUCACUGUGUACAGCGUGUUCGGACAGGAGGAAAGGGAGGCGGGGGAGGGGGAGGAGGAAGGGGAGGAGUGGGGAGUUGGAAGGGAAGUCAUGGCCUUUGGGCAGAAGGGGAAGGGCGGAGGUGCGGGGGUGGCGGUGGCAGCAGGGAAAGGGGUGGUUGCUGCGAAAGCGGGAGGGAAGGGAGGGAAGGGGGGGAAGGAGGGGGUGUCGAGGCGAGAAAGAGCAAGGCAGAGAAUUGAGAAGGAUCUAGACGCAGCUCUGCACCGAGCCGAAAUCGCUCCCCUCGUGGUCCACACCCUUCCAGACUCCCUGGGCCCUGCCGAACCAGACACCCUAGGCUCGGCCAGGCCUGACGGCCUAGGUUCGGCAGGCAUAGAUCCGAGCCUGGUGGAUGACCCCGAUCCGGAUUUCUUGGCUAGGGAAGAGGGUGGGAUGGGCGGCGGAGGGAGGUUCGGGGGAAGCGUUGGGGAGAUUGGGGAGGAGGAGCAGGAGGGGGUGGAAGAUGAGGAGGAGGAAGAGGAGGAGGAAGAGGAGGAAGAAGAGGAGGAAGAUACUUUGUCGGAUAUAGAGGAUCACGAGCCCACCCUCCUUCCCCACUGCAUGUGGAUGGGUACCUACCUGCUAGGCCAAGAGGAAUUGAAGCUGAAAACCUUAAUAUGGAGGGAGAUGAACAAGGAGUAUCGGGAGGAGCUGCAGCAGAAGCGACUUGCUUCACAGCCCUCCCUCCCCACUCUCUACCCUGCCUUUCCAUCCCCAUUACAGGUGGACGGGUAUCUCUUAGGAGAGGAGGAGGUGAAGCUGAAGACGCUCAUAUGGACGGAGAUGAACAAGGAGUAUCUAGAGGAGUUGGAGCAGAAGCAGGCGGCACAGCGGGCAGCAGAGGACCAGGUGGCGGCGGUGGCAGCUGCAGCGGCUGCAGCGGCGAGCAAAUGUGGUGCCGGGACGUCGGCCCGUGCUGCUGCUGCCGCCGCAGCUGCUGCUGCAGUGCUGCAAAAGCGGGCAGCAGAGGACCAGGUGGCGGCGGUGGCGGCGGCAGCGGCUGCAGCAGCGGGCAAAUGUGGUGCCGGGACGUCGGCCCGUGCUGCUGCUGCCGCCAUAGCUGCUGCUGCUGUGCUUCAGAAGGUGCCUCUUGGUGGAGGGCUCGAUCGCAAGCGGAGGCGCAAGGACGAGGCAGCACUGGGUCCUGCCCAGUCAGCAGCGGAAGCUGCCAAGAGGGUUCUUGACAAGAAGGUGGGGCUCUUUCCUCUUUCCUCUUUCCUCUUUCCUCUCGACAAGAAGGUGGGCCUUUCUUCUGCUUCUACACUUGCUGCUGCUGCUUCGAUCUCCCGUUCUUUCUUCCUACACCCCUCCAUUCCCUUCCACACCCCUCCAUUCCCUUCCACACCCCUCCAUUCCCUUCCACACCCCUCCAUUCCCUUCCACACCCCUCCAUUCCCUUCCACACCCCUCCAUUCCCUUCCACACCCCUCAAUUCCCUUCCACUCCCCUCCACUCCCUUCCACUCCUCGCUUCUUCCUUCCCACUCCCUUCCACUCCUCGCUUCCAGAAGCAGGGGGGCAUGAUCCUGAUGGAGCAGAAGCAGGCUUGGGUGGAGACGAGCCGUGGGGAGGGGAUGGUGCGCUGGGUGGGUAUGGUGAUGAGUCAGCUGCGUACGGUGCUGAGUCAGCAGGGCAUGUGGAAGGAGACAUGGGGGUGGGGCAUGAUGAUAAUGUGGAGCAUAGGGGAGUGGAUGGGGAGGAGGGUGAUAUGGAUGGUGCUCCUGGGUUACAUAAUGGGGAUGGUGCAGGUGAUGGUGGUGGUGGUGAGGAAGAGGAGGAGGCAGCAGAGGCACAUGCAGCUGCUGAUGGGGAAGAAACGAAGUACCAUGAUGUGAAUGGGGUGCAGUACCAUGUGGAAGCGGGUGAGGAGCACUAUAACGAGGAUGGGGCAGGAGAGGCAGUGUGGGGAGGAGGCGGGGGAGCGGAUCAGCUGUAUGGUGCAGAUGGCAUUGAUCCCGAUGACCAAUACAUGUUUUACUGA
Messenger RNA from Closterium sp. Naga37s-1, 4101 nucleotides. NCBI's taxonomy places the organism in Eukaryota, Viridiplantae, Streptophyta, Zygnematophyceae, Desmidiales, Closteriaceae. The record is from the annotation of a GenBank genome assembly.